Molecule: messenger RNA, 3922 nt
Organism: Scophthalmus maximus (turbot)
Lineage: Eukaryota; Metazoa; Chordata; Actinopteri; Pleuronectiformes; Scophthalmidae
Product: E3 ubiquitin-protein ligase RNF166
Exons: 6
Coding region: 373-1122 (249 amino acids)
Biological process (GO): protein polyubiquitination; ubiquitin-dependent protein catabolic process
Molecular function (GO): ubiquitin protein ligase activity
Source: RefSeq, a predicted model, not a curated record
CCCUCGAUCUGACAACAGAGUGGAUACAGCGCCAGCUGCUCGCCGCGACUUUACAGAUCGACGUUUUUAACCAGGUCACCGUCGCGCCGCCGCGCGGACACUCGCCGACGAGCCCCGCUGCCAAUGUUUACCUCUCCGGCGUGUCUCCUCCAGCCAGGGGGAAGUGGCCGAUCGCGUUGUUAUUGUGAUGCGAUGAGGGUGGUUUGACAGCGAGCAGGUAGAGACGCCACCAUGUUUGUUCGACACAUGCUGCGCGGAUGAUGCAGCAGCCACCAGCAGCGGUUUGAACACUUCCUCUCUCCGGGAGGCGAGCUGCUGCUGCUGCUGUUGUUGUUGUUCGACAGCUGCAGAUCCUCCACUUCCGACGGCUCCAUGAUGGCGAUGUUUCGGAGCUUUGUCUCUGCGAGCACCCAGCUCCGCCAGCAGCCGCAGCCGCAGCAGCAGCAGCAGCAGCCCGGCAGCGGCUCCUGCUCCCCGGCGGAGGGCAUCGAGAGCCAGUUCUCAUGUCCCAUCUGCCUGGAGGUCUACCACAAGCCCGUCAGCAUCGCCAGCUGCGCUCACACGUUCUGUGGCGAGUGUCUGCAGCCGUGUCUUCAGGUGACCUCGCCCCUCUGCCCUCUGUGCCGCGUGCCCUUUGACCCCAAGAAAGUGGAGCGCUCCUCCAGUGUGGAGAAGCAGCUGGCCUCGUACAAAGCCCCCUGCAGGGGCUGCAGCAAGAAGGUGUCUCUGGUAAAGAUGAGGUCCCACAUUGCUUCCUGUUCCAAAGUCCAGGAGCAGAUCGCCAACUGUCCCAAGUUUGUCCCGGUGGUGCCCACCUCACAACCUAUACCAAGCAAUAUUCCAAACCGGUCGACCUUCGUGUGUCCGUUCUGCGGGGCCAGGCACCUGGACCAGCAGGAGCUGGUGAAGCACUGUAUGGACAACCACCGCAAUGACCCCAAUAAAGUGGUGUGUCCGGUGUGUUCAGCCAUGCCGUGGGGAGACCCCAGCUACAAGAGCUCCAACUUCCUCCAGCAUCUCCUCCACAGACACAAGUUCUCCUAUGACACCUUUGUCGACUACAGCAUCGAUGAAGAGGCAGCACUGCGGGCGGCUCUGGCACUGUCGCUGGCGGAAAACUGACCCGUCGCUCCGCCACCCCGUCCCACCACCGACUCUCCACCACAACUGCCGUCACCCUGCCCGGUGCCGCUGCACGGCUGCUGUCCCCCGCCCCCCUUUUUCCUCGUGUAACAUCAUCAGGCUCCUCCCAUCCUCUGGGCCUCAGAGGUUCACUGCGGUGACCUGGUGGAAACAGUUACUAACUGCCGAACCACAGUACUGAAAGGCCUCUGUCUCUCUCUCCUGCUUGCCCCCUCCGCUUCUCUUUUCCCCAAAUCAUUUUUCGCUACUGCAUAAAGACAUUAGCACUCGGAAGUCCAAGAAAAUCACAGAAGAAGCGUCUGCUUAGUAUUUCCAGCGAGCGCAGACUUGAGCCCAGUUUGUAUUUCAUACGUUCGCUUGACGGAAAGUACAUUUCCUCCUCUUCCCAUGUCAGUGGCCGUCUGCACGAACCGCCUGCGCCAACACACACAUUCACUACACACCAGCUAAAACUAAGUUGGUCUAAAUCAGCAGCACUUUAAUCACUUUGUCUUUUAUGAAGUUUAAAAUCAGCUCAGUUUUUUUGGAAACGGUUUCAGAGCAAACUCCAUCCCCCGCCGCCGCGACGACGACGACGCGUUGUGGAGGAAUCGUCGGACUACGUGGGUUUUAGCUCGUUGCUCCUGACAAACGUCAGACUCGAGCGCGCGACGUGUGUUUGCGGGCGUUCAAUGUGGGUUUUAAACACAAACGCGUCCACGGUCCACGUCUUUCUUCUUUCCUCUUGGACACGCAGGACGACAGACGCGUCACACUGCGCCGGUGAGGCGAAGGAUCCCUCGUCCUGUCCCCCGACGGCUCCGAAUGCAAAAGACACCCGUCAUCAACUCCACAGAAGGUUCAACUUUACAAUAAGGGACAUUAGCAGCCCAUUCAAGUCGGAUGGGGAAUAUUUUUUUAACUAAUAUUUGCACUUUUUUUUUCUCCCCUACAAGACCGAUCUGUAGAUAUUAGCUGGGGGGCGAAUCAGAAAGUUAUGGAAGAGCUGGAUUGAGGUUUAUUUAUCCUCCACGUUACUGUCACCUGCUUCUUCAACUCAACUGCAACAAGGAAUAUUUGUAUGAUGCAUCCGCCAAGUUACAGUAGAGGAGUGAAGAAAGAUAGGUGUAAAACUAGACAAACAGUAGGUCAGACAUGUGUGUGUGUGUCCAUAGCCUUUGUGGGACUCGGGAGUUGAUUUUCAAACUUUAAUUGCCGUUAAUGCAUGUACACACACACACACACACACACACACACAAACACAUACAACUAGAGAGAAUAGAACAGAGAUGUUUUCUGUAGUUUGACCAACAGAUGUCAGUCCUUCUCCACACACACACACACACACACACACACACACACGGAAAGCGUGUUUUCUAUGGAGCCAGGUUAUGGAGAAAAAAAAAUGGAGAAGCUCAUUGUGGAUGAUGUAUUCACAGAGGCAUUCAUGGUUUGCACUUUAAUUCAUUGAGUUUUUUUAAAUAAUUGUUGGAUUGUUAUUUGUUGAAUUUGAUCUCUUUUCUUGUUCAAUGUUUUACUAAGAAAUUUCAUUGCAGAAUUGUUGUUCUGUCUCAGAACAAGGAUCUUGUACAUUUAAAAAAAGAAAGAUAAAAGUAUCAGGGGUUCGUUUGUUUGUUUGUUUAAUAGAAAAUGUACCAUUAGUUUUAUUUGUAUGAUAGAAAUUUCCAAAUAUCUGUUGAACUGAAAUGGGCAGCAUGUGCCGUUUUUUCUCUUCCAAUAAUGUUUUUGUGGUCAAAAUAAUUAGGGACGACAAGGAAACGCUCGUUAUGACGUUCACGUCUGUCUCUGACGAAGGAGGGAGAGAUUCCCAAGUCAAUGACCUUUGAGCAGUAUGGUUACAGAGUUCGUCACACAGAUGAAAAUGUACUGUACAGACACACCUCUGUAGUCUGUACAUGCAUGAAUGAUAAAAUAAUAAUAAUUAUUCAUAUUGUGAACAUUUCCAUUCACAUAGAUGUAUAUUAUUCACUUCAGUUUGAACCACCCAGACACGAUCUGUACUAUCUACCAUCUUUGCAGCAUGAACACACACGUAGAUGUUGAAAAAGUCAAAAGUGCGACUGAGUAAACUCAAAGUCUGGGCUUUCCUACAGAGAAUUCAAAACCAUAAAGUAUAGAAAAUACUUUUUGCACAUGCACAGUGGAGACCUCCCUCUCUAAACUGCUCUUCCUGCAUAACAUGUUAGAUAUUAGAGUAGAUUACAACCCCUUGUUUAAUACUUCCAUUUCUUCUGUUCACCGUUUGUUCAUAUAUAUAUAUAUAUAUAUAUAUUCAUGUUAUAAGAGCAAUCUCUUUUCUGUUUGUUACCUAAUGCUUGUUCACAGCACUCUUACCUCUGUAGCAGAAUUCUGAGACUCUUGCGUUGUUUCAGCUUGUGUGCUCCGUGUUCAUCAGUGUGUUUCUCAACGCUCCAGUUAAAUACAUUUCUUCCCCCCCCCCCCCCCAAAAAAAAGUGUCAACAAUCUGUUUUUUGAGCUUUUGCAUUUAAUAUCUUGUCGCGGCUGAUGUUUGUCACAUACACGAGGAUCACAAAGAUGUUCUCAACCACAUGUAAUACCAACAUGGGAGUGCACGAAACACUGAUUCUCAAAACAGUAUAGUCACAUGGCAUAAAGGUCCAGCCAUCACAUUAAGAGGUUGGAGGUUGGUGUGAUUUUCCUUUUUCAGUAAUGCAGUAUGGCCCUCGAAUGGCCCCCUGGCCUCUGUUUUGGGUUUUAUCACAACACAAUUCCCGUAGCAUUUUUUUCUUUUCUCCUUCAAUAAAAUUGAAAAACGGAA